CCGACAUGUUCAUUUUCAUGUAGACUAUUAUAGAUGACCUCCACGGUUACGACCCGCACUCACGUUCGGAUAGAUACAGAGUACAGCGCUGACGCUGUUGAGUUCUGUCCGAUACAUCCCUUUACGCAUGUGGUAGCGGUUGGAACUUAUCAAGUGGUCAAAGACGGUAACCUCUGGUCCCCAGACGCAAAUGGGAAUAUAAAGGAGACGACAACAGAAAUCGCGGAGGACAAGGGAAAUUUCAAUACCGGUAGGCUUGGUCGACUCUUAUUGUUCGGUUUGACAGAGUCGGGAGAGAAUGAAGAAUCCAUCGUAGCGAAGGAGGUUUUCCGGAUGGAAACUGGUGCCAUUCUUGAUAUGAAAUGGUCACACCAUCCAGUUGAUGGUCAGGCGUACUUGGGGCUUGUCGAUGCGUUGGGACAAACGCAGCUUCUUGGCUUGAAUGAGGGCUCUGAGGAGCUGGUGCCAAAGGCCUCACAUUCUAACGGGAAGGAUGGAGUCCUCAGUCUAUCCCUGGACUGGUCAAAUCGCGUCAAUAACAGCGAUCCACGAAUUAUAAUCAGCGAAAGCGAUGGAAAUAUUGCCCGCCUUUCAAUAACCGGCGGGUCGAUUGUGCGAAGCGAAGAAUGGCACGCACAUGAAUUUGAAGCUUGGAUCUCGGCCUUUAAUUACUGGGAGACGGAGAUUGUUUAUACUGGUGGCGACGACUGUACUCUCAAAGGAUGGGACCUUCGAAUGAACCCGGCGUCACCCACUUUUACGAAUAGAAGGCAUCAGGCCGGAGUUUGCAGUAUUCAAUCGCAUCCUCAUCGCCAACAUAUACUUGCAACCGGAAGCUACGAUGAAAGCAUCAUGAUCUGGGACACACGAAAAAUGCGCACCCCAUUAUUAGAACAUCAUACGGGGGGAGGAGUCUGGCGUCUGAAAUGGCACCCGACAGACCCCGGGCAGCUGCUCGCUGCAUGUAUGCACAAUGGCUUUCACAUCCUAAACGUCGAUACAGACGCAACUCGAUGUGAAACUGUGUGCAGCUAUAUGGAGCAUACCUCCCUUGCCUACGGUGCAGACUGGUGCUAUUCUAACCUCAAGCCAAAGCUAGAAGAAACUUCUGUCCGAAAAUCGGCAAAGGACACUUUGGGAACAUGUUCAUUUUAUGAUCACAUUUUCCACGUGUGGGAUGUUGCACAGCCUCUUCGAUGACUGCACAAAAGUUGCGGAAUCUAUUAGCACCUGAACAUUAUCUACUCUCUUUAUGAUCGUAAUGGAGGGCCUAUAUGUCGUAGGGUAUCGUGUUCUGACACAAGAGGAGGUGGAGGUGAUCCGUUUCUGCGUGCGACGUACAAACCGAGACCCUUACGUGGAAGUGAAUGAGCCGGCGGACCCCACUGUCGAACUUCUCCUAGAAGGUAUUCGCUUUUCGUAUUCUGGAUAUUUGAAAUGUUAGAAACCCAUAUAAAAUCAUUGAUCAAACGGUGUGUACAUACUGGACCGAAUGGCAAAGGUGCAGUUUGCACAGCUACGUCGCGAUAUGCUUCAUGGUCUGAUGAACUAGACUGCAAAUUUUCUUUUUGCGUUGACGGUAU
Molecule: messenger RNA, 1583 nt
Organism: Spizellomyces punctatus DAOM BR117
Lineage: Eukaryota; Fungi; Chytridiomycota; Chytridiomycetes; Spizellomycetales; Spizellomycetaceae
Exons: 9
Coding region: 34-1200 (388 amino acids)
Molecular function (GO): protein binding
Source: RefSeq, a predicted model, not a curated record